CAGGUUGGGAGGAGGAGGAGGAGGGAGAGAAGGCUGGUACCCCCUCCCUCUCCUCCGAGCAUCCCCCUCCUCACCAGACAAACAGACACACUUUCGCAACCACUACACUUGCUUCCUUUAGAGAUGCGUAAUGUUGCUAUUACUCUUACUCCACCACCGAUUGAAUGGUGUCUAUUCCUGGGUUGGGGGCUCUGUCCUUUCUUGGCUUGGAGCUGGGGGGGGCAGCCAGAGAGAGGGGGAGAGAGACCCUUCUUUCAGGCUCCCUUUCCUCUCUUCAUUAUUUCGCCCCAUUAGAAAGAUGGGGGGAGCGAGGAAAGAGAAAGCACAACAGUUCACGUUAGAUCCUUCCCCCACCACAACCCUGGCCUCAAAGCUGAAAGAGACGUGUGUUGUGUGUAAGUUUGUUUGUUUGUUUUAAAAUCAUAAUAAUAUAUAUUUUUUAAAACAAAUUGGAGGGCCAAUGGUGUUUAAAUUGCUCUGUUUGUGUGGCUGCUUCCUUGCACCUUCGCUCUCUGCUAGGCGAUCCCACCUCGCCAAAUCCGGCCUUGUUUGGACUCCCUCGUGCUUUCAAAUGAAGUUUGUGAACGAUCACUGCUUUUACAGUUCUGUCAUUUCCCACUCCGUGUGCAUGCUGCUUCUUUUAUUUCUCCAUCAGACGCCAUCGUCGCUUUAUACUGCAUCCCAAUAAUACUGGUUCUUAUUAGUCUUAUUAUUUUUAAGCAUAGCUUGCCUUUGGAAUGUGGUGCUUAUUUGAAAAGAAAUACCUCCAGUGUUAUGAUGGUACUUUCUGUGUGUUUGUGUGUGUGUGUUAAUUCCGAGAGAGAGAGAUCUAUAUUUAUAUGAAUGAAAGGAAUAGUUAUUAUAUGUAUUUGUAUGUGUGGGGGGAGUGUACGUGUGUGCUUGUGUAUAUAUAGUAAGAGCGAUUUACUGCGGCGGUGUUUUUGGUCUCCACACACAUACUUGUAUAGAUAUAUACACACACACUAUUUAGCUGUUUGAUGCUGAAAAUUCAGCCUCGUGACCCUAUUUAAAGAGGUCCUUAGGAGUCAAAUGAGCCAAACACUUUCGGUAAUGGAAAUGGUUGAAAAUAAUAGAAAAAAUAAAAAAUAAAGCACAUCUCUCCCGUGUGCCUCAAGGAAAGAAUGGAAAUCCUUUUAAAAGGGCCACUGAUGACUUCAUUUAGGAGUUUCGGAGAGCUGUUGUCAGGAUAGGGGUCUCGGGGAAAAUUUAUAUAUCGAGAGCGAGGGGGAGCAUAGGGAUAUAUAUGUAUAGCAGCUAACAGCCCUCUCACAGCCUUUGAACUGUGUUUGCAUUUAAUUGAAACACAGAACUGCCAGGUUUGGAAGUAUAAUUUGCAGAGGGAGGAGGGAGGAAAGGGGGAUUCUGACAGCUCGAUGGGAAUAUUAGAUCCCCCCCCAUCAAAAGUAUGAUUAACAACAGGAAACCCUGAAGAAAAUAACUCUUCCUGUGAAACAGAAAAUAUUAAUUUUCUGCGCCUAAGAAAUAACUCUCAGUAGUCCUCUCUUUGCUCUAAGUUACCUUUGUUUACAUGCCAGGAGUGUGAAUUGCUGACCCAGAUUAAGCAGACCUGGACACACACACACACACACACACACACACACAAACUUUGCUCAGCUUCGGAAACUCCAAGCAUGCUCGGUUUGGGGUUAAUGAAUUCCGUGAGUUUGUGUGCCCGGCGCGUCUCUUUUUGCACAGUUGCAAACGUGUGUUUUCACUGGCCAGAUCGUGGGCAUAUAUUUCCCACCCUCCUUUAAUUUUCAUUUUCAUGCAUCUGCAACCACGCAGAGAAUAAUUCGCCCUUCUCCCCACACUCAUGUUUGGCUUCCGUAAUCGAAAUCUUCAUUUUGACCUCCUUUUUAAUAACAAUAACAGCAGUCAAACCUUUCCUUUCCCUCCCCCCGGUCCUCCUCCAGCCAGGGAGAAAGAACUCUGCUGCAAACAGGAGAGAAGCUUCCUCAGCUGAACCUGGGAACUAUUUAGGGAGAGGGCGCGGGGGUAGCUCUCCCACCCCUCACCUCACCUCACCCCACCCCACCCCCCACUCCAAGCACUUUUGCAAGCCUAUUUGCUGAGUGGGACUCCGGACUGGCAAAUAAAGCGGGGAGCCUGCGCGGGAUGGCCUUUCCGGAUUCCCAAUCCUCGGAGCGCUAAAUCGGCCGAGAGGUGACCAAGGAUGGCUACCUGGCUAUCAGGCAAGGCUAGGAGGGAGCAACUUGGAGCGGUUCAGCGAGGAAGGAUGCCUCCGAGCCAGCCGAACCCGGGCCAGUACGCGCUGACCAACGGCGACCCGCUGAACGGCCACUGCUACCUGUCGGGCUACAUCUCGCUGCUGCUGCGCGCCGAGCCUUACCCGACGUCCCGCUACGGCAGCCAGUGCAUGCAGCCCAACAACAUCAUGGGCAUCGAGAACAUCUGCGAGCUGGCGGCGCGGCUGCUCUUCAGCGCCGUCGAGUGGGCCCGCAACAUCCCCUUCUUCCCGGACCUGCAGAUCACCGACCAGGUGGCCCUGCUGCGCCUCACCUGGAGCGAGCUCUUCGUCCUCAACGCGGCCCAGUGCUCCAUGCCCCUGCACGUGGCGCCCCUCUUGGCCGCCGCAGGCCUCCACGCCUCGCCCAUGUCCGCAGACCGCGUGGUGGCCUUCAUGGACCACAUCCGCAUCUUCCAGGAGCAAGUGGAGAAGCUCAAGGCCCUGCACGUCGACUCGGCCGAGUACAGCUGCCUCAAAGCCAUCGUCCUCUUCACGUCAGAUGCCUGUGGCCUCUCGGACGCGGCGCACAUCGAGAGCCUGCAAGAGAAGUCUCAGUGCGCCCUGGAGGAAUACGUGCGGAGCCAGUACCCCAACCAGCCCAGCCGCUUCGGCAAACUGCUCCUCCGGCUGCCUUCGCUGCGCACCGUCUCGUCGUCGGUCAUCGAGCAGCUCUUCUUCGUCCGCUUGGUAGGUAAAACCCCCAUCGAGACGCUCAUUCGAGACAUGCUGCUCUCCGGCAGCAGCUUCAACUGGCCUUACAUGUCCAUCCAGUGUUCAUAGAGCACCUCCUGGGCUCCCCCGCUUAGAGACCCUGAGAGGAGGAGGAGGAGGAGGAAGGCCUCCAGCCCAGCCAGAGACCGGCCCAGACAACCACCACCUUGGGGGCGCACGCAGCCGGGUGGGGGGAUCCGAGGAGAGAGAGGGGGGAGGAGGACCGAGAGAGAGAGAUAGGAGCAGACCCCUCAGACACUGCACGAAAGACUCGCUUAGAAUCAGACACCGGCUGAGAGAGGCGGUGAUGAUGAUGAUGAUGAUGAAGGCGAAAUGGACACCUCGUAUUUUGUGGAACAAACCAUUGACACUGAGAUGGGAAACUUUAAACAAAAACCAUUUUAAAAAAAGGACCGAAGAGAUUAAAACAAAAACUCCCCCCUAAAAAAAGAAGACUAGAACGGAUUUCCCUGGAUUUAUGAUGGAUGGACUGAGGUGGAUCUAUCGUCUGUACAGCAAAACAAAACACACAGUUUAAGAGACAGAACAAACAAACAAACAAACAAACAAACAAAACCUGGAGCCGAAUUGAACUGGUGGACGGGGUGAGGGAAAGAGGGAGGGGGACCCAAAGGCGAAACACUUUCCACGAACAUUGUUCUUCAUUUUGUAAGAUAUUAGUCUUUAUUUUCACUUUUUUUGUAAAAUUUAAAACAUCGUAUGCGCAUAAAGGAGGCGAGAGGGGAGGGGGAAAAACACCACAAGAAACAAACAAGAAUUAGGGGAGGGGAAAAAAUAACAUUUUCCAAAUAAUUAUUAAAAAAACAACAAGGAAUUGUUCUGUGUGUAUGUAUCUAUAUCUGUUUUGUAUUUCUUUCUGGUUCCAAACCAGGCUUCCUGUGAUUCUAUACUAAUAAUUUUUUAUAUAACCCUUUGCUUCUUAUAUUGAGUGCGAUAUAUGUUGUCGAAGCUGUUCUUCAAGAAUUAAAAUUGAAGUGAGAAUUUAAACAAAAAUAAAAGAAUUUAGAAAAAAAAUAAUUACAAAGGCAACCCAAGCGCAACAUCCAACACAGAUUCCCACGCCAAUCCAUGAGUUCUUGUUCCUUCAAGCAGACCUAAAGUUUGGGUUUGCGGGUGGUGGGUUUCUUUCCCGCCAGCCCCCCAAGGCUUUGUGCCUUAUGUAAGAGGUCCAAGGUGUGGGGUCCUUGUUCCAAAACAAAUAAAUACAGUGGUCAUGCUGCUGGUAAGGUGCACACACCUCUCAGUAUUCCCAAGCUGCCUGGUUUUAAUGCGAUUCUGGUGACUGAUGCUGACGAAAUGGAGGUGGGGGGACAGUUAAGAGGAAUUCCCUUAGGUUGCAACCCGACGUUCAUUUAACUGGGGAGUCCCAUUAAACUUCUGCGUGAGCCUACUGGCGUUCUAUGAGAAUAAUCCGGAAUAGAAAACAGGGCCAGCCCUACCACUAGAUAGAGUAAGUAGGGUGACUCAGGCAGCUGGUUCUGAGGUGCCUUGAAAGGACAGUGAAUAGUUGUUGUUGUUUUUAAUUUAUUAGUAUAAUAUUUUUGCUCCCAGCGAGAGGCGUUUGUGCUAGUUGGCUUUUUGUUUUUCUCGUUGGGUUUGCACCUUGGAUUACAGUAAUUGAGAGGAGAUUCAUUUGCUGUUCUGCCUGUAAUGCCUAAUAAAGGUAAGGCGAAGUGAA
This is a messenger RNA of Podarcis muralis (Common wall lizard), 4679 nucleotides long. It is a transcript of the gene NR2F1, whose product is annotated as nuclear receptor subfamily 2 group F member 1. NCBI's taxonomy places the organism in Eukaryota, Metazoa, Chordata, Lepidosauria, Squamata, Lacertidae. Gene Ontology annotation, biological process: regulation of DNA-templated transcription. Gene Ontology annotation, molecular function: DNA-binding transcription factor activity; zinc ion binding; sequence-specific DNA binding. The record is from RefSeq and is a predicted model, not a curated record.